CUCUUUUCUCUCUCGCCGUUGGCCAUUUCUUUCUUUUCUCUCCGUUUACACAUUUCCGAUAGGGAGAAAUGUCAUCCUCAAUUACAAAUUGCUGCCAUUUCUAUGUUGAACGUGCCAGAACAACAAACAGGAGAACUGCAACAUGGAAGUCACCAAGAGCAGCAGUAAUUCCAUGUAUCCACCUCCCGAUGCGCAGUAAUGAAGUUAAAAAUAGGACAUUUGCCGAGGACAUAAAAAAACUUCGAUUGAUUACUGCAAUUAAAACCCCAUAUCUACCAGAUGGAAGAUUCGAUCUUGAGGCUUAUGACGCCUUAGUAAAUUUGCAAAUUGAAAAUGGUGUCGAGGGUGUGAUUGUUGGUGGCACUACAGGUGAAGGUCAAUUGAUGAGCUGGGAUGAACACAUCAUGCUCAUUGGUCAUACCAUCAAUUGUUUUGGUGGAUCAAUUAAAGUCAUUGGAAACACAGGAAGCAACUCCACGAGGGAAGCAAUCCAUGCGACAGAACAAGGAUUUGCUGUAGGUAUGCAUGCAGCUCUUCACAUUAAUCCUUACUAUGGGAAGACCUCCAUAGAGGGUUUGAUUUCUCACUUUGACAGUGUGCUCCCUAUGGGCCCUACUAUCAUUUACAAUGUGCCAUCACGAACUGGUCAAGACAUUCCCCCUCAUGUAAUCCAGACAUUAGCAAAGAGCCCUAACCUUGCUGGUGUCAAAGAGUGUGUAGGAAAUGAUAGAGUGGAGCAGUAUACAAGUAAUGGGUUGGUUGUGUGGAGUGGGAAUGAUGAUGAAUGCCAUGACUCAAGGUGGCAUCAUGGUGCUACGGGAGUUAUUUCUGUCACCAGCAACUUGGUUCCUGGUCUGAUGCGUGAUCUAAUGUUUGGAGGAAAUAACCCUGUUUUGAACUCAAAGCUAAUGCCCUUGGUUGAAUGGUUGUUUCAUGAGCCAAACCCCAUUGCUCUGAAUACAGCUUUAGCUCAACUUGGGGUUGUGAGGCCUGUUUUUCGCCUUCCCUAUGUUCCACUUACAAAGGCAAAGAGAGAGGAGUUUGUGAAGAUUGUUGAGAAAAUUGGACGGGAAAACUUUAUUGGGGAAAGAGAUGUCCAAGUUUUGGAUGAUAAUGAUAUUUUUUUGGUUGGUAGGUAUUAGUUUUUCCCCAAUUGGUAUUGAGAAGUAAGUUUUUGUUGUUAGCGGCUUAAUUUGAAAAAUUUCUUGACAUGAAGAUAUCUUCUUUAUGUUGUUUUUUACACGCAUUCUUCUUGUUUGCUUUUCUCUUUUGGGAGGCAUGUACAUUGUAGCUGUUAGUUUCUGGACUGGAUCAUUUUCUUCUGUUUUCUCUGUUUACGGACUAGAUCCUGGUUAAUCUUCUUCUGCCUCGGCAUGUUGUGGUGUAUUGGUCAACUUUCUCCGAAGUACUUUAUAUAGAUGAAGAGAAGAGUUACUAUAAUUUGUUUUA
This is a messenger RNA of Solanum tuberosum (potato), 1449 nucleotides long. RefSeq names its product 4-hydroxy-tetrahydrodipicolinate synthase, chloroplastic-like. Gene Ontology annotation, molecular function: 4-hydroxy-tetrahydrodipicolinate synthase activity. The transcript has 3 exons. Lineage: Eukaryota; Viridiplantae; Streptophyta; Magnoliopsida; Solanales; Solanaceae. Bases 69 to 1142 code for a protein of 357 amino acids. The record is from RefSeq and is a predicted model, not a curated record.